Molecule: messenger RNA, 2738 nt
Organism: Neurospora tetrasperma FGSC 2508
Lineage: Eukaryota; Fungi; Ascomycota; Sordariomycetes; Sordariales; Sordariaceae
Exons: 4
Coding region: 1-2625 (874 amino acids)
Biological process (GO): proteolysis
Cellular component (GO): cytoplasm
Molecular function (GO): calcium-dependent cysteine-type endopeptidase activity
Source: RefSeq, a predicted model, not a curated record
AUGGCCACUUCUUCGUCCGCUGGCUCCGCCAAGAAGAAAGACUUCAACAAGACCCCCCAAGAACUCGUCACCGAAUUCUGGGACCAGUUCUUCGUCAAGAAACCCGGAAAAGUUACUCGGAUCUUUCCACGCAGCCUCUAUGAGACUCUCCUGCCACCCUCCCAGCCACAAGGUGUCAGCUCCUCCCGCAAUGCCACGGAUAGCUACCAGGCCGCCGUCAAGGAAUGCAAGGAGAAGGUGAAGCGCAUUGUCAAGGAAUGCGAGCGCACCAACGAGAAGUUCACUGAUCCGGAUUUCGACAUUGAGGGUGACUUUGAAGUCCGGAACUGUCUCCACGGACUCACCCAUGACGCUGACUUGAAUGAAUUCUUCGGCGAGCUCCAAGAGCUGUACGACCUAGGAGCCGGCAAAGGCGCCAAAAAGGGCAUCAAGUCUCGCGGAGUUGCUCGCAGUGCCGAUGAUGCUCCCGAAGCGCCGGCACCCGAAGGAUCAAAAGGCCGACAUGAGGGUGUUAAGGCUGGCUGGCGUGAAACUUUCACCCCGGGCUCCGUCCAUCGCCUCGACUGGAUCUUUGAAUCGCCCCAGUGGACCAAGGACGGUUACUCCUCAUCCGAUAUCAAGCAGGGCUGUGACGGAGACUGCUGGUGGCUGGCUGCCGUGGCCACCAUCGCUCAUCGCAAGGAUCUCAUGGACAAAGUCUGCGUUGCCCGCGACGAGGAAAUCGGCGUUUACGGCUUUGUCUUCUUCAAGGACGGCGAGUGGAUUAGCACUGUGGUGGACGACAACCUCUACCUGACGGAAGAGGACUACAGGCACUACUAUGACGAGUACGACCCGACAGGGAAGAAGGGACGUAAGCACCGGAAAGACAAACAGACGGGGUCUGGGGCCCUUUACUUUUCCCAAUGCUCUGAUCCGAACGAGACGUGGCUGCCCCUCCUGGAGAAGGCAUAUGCCAAGGUUCACGGGGACUACGAAGCCAUUUCCGGCGGUUGGCCUGGCGAGGGCGUCGAAGACAUGACGGGCGGUGUGUCUGCCAUGCUGCAGUCGAACAGAGUGCUGCGGAAGGACAAGCUGUGGAAGGAGCUGGUGAAUUCGAAUGGCGACUUUGUCUUCUCGUGCAGUGCCCACGGCUAUGCCUCUACGAGAGGCAGCAUGGCCAACGGUCAUGCGUAUUCCAUUCUGAAAGCCACAGAGGAGGUUGACGAGGAUGGUAGGAAGGUCAGAUUGGUCAAGAUUCGAAACCCAUGGGGUGAGCGGACGUCGGCGGGAACUGGCGAGUGGGAUGGGCCUUGGUCGGACGGAUCUAAGGAAUGGACGCCCUAUUGGCUCAAGAAACUCGACCACAAGUUCGGUGACGACGGCGAGUUCUGGAUGUCGUAUCAAGACAUGUUGGAUAACUUUUUGUACCUCUAUCGCACCCGUCUCUUCGACGACAAAUGGACGGUCGUUCAGCAAUGGACCACUGUCACAGUUGGCUGGAUUGCUGGCUACCUGAACAAGAAGUUUGUCAUCGAAAUCAAGAAGGGAGGAACGGUGGUGAUUGUACUGAGCCAGCUCGAUGAGCGUUAUUUCCAAGGCCUGGAAGGACAAUACAUGUUCAUUCUCCACUUCGUUCUACAGGACAAGGAUGGACAGGAGCAGCUCUGCCGUGUGCGUCCUACCCUGAACUGGAGUUCCCGAUCAGUCAGCUGCGAACUCGAUCUCGAGCCCGGGCGCUACGAAGUCUUGCCGAAGAUUACGGUCGAACGGGAUACCAGCCAGCGUAUGGUUGAGGAUGUUGUCACCCGAUGGGCCGAGGAAAACCCUGCCAAACUCCGUCAAAUCGGCAUGCAGUAUGAUCUCGCCCACGCCAAGGGCGGCGUCCCCGAUGAGGACGAGAUCAUCACCCAGAGAAAAGAAGAAAAGAAGAAGAAAGAGGAGAAGAAGAAGGCCAAGGCCAAGGCCAAGGCCAAGGCCAAGCGCGAAAAGGAGCGUAGGGAGAAGAGGAAGCAGAAGCAGGUGCAGAUCACCAUCAACAUGCCUGAAGGAUCUACUGUGGAUACUUCCGGUACCGGUACAGAGCCUGACAAGAAGGAGGAAAAGAAGUCGACGGCUGAGGACAAGAAGGAGGAAGAGGAGAAGUUUGAGGAUGCCGUGGAGGAGAAGGCCAAGGAUGAUGAGAAGAUGAAGGAGGAACAACCCAAGAAGGUAAGUGCUCCUUCAUCCUCAUCCAAGAGCGCCGGAGACACUGCGGCUGGUGAAGGAAAGAAUACCUCUACUGAAAAGAAGGACGGUGAAAAGAAGGAAGAUGAUGCUGCUGCAGAAGAGAAGAAGACUGAGGAGAAGGUGUCAGGGGAAGAGAAGAAACAGAAGGAAGAAGAAAAGGUAGUUGAGGAGCCGAGGCCGACGGCGGCUGCCACUGAAGAGGUCGAGGAAGACCUGUCCGAAGAUGAGGAAGAAGAAGAGGAGGAGCCCAAGAUCGAAUAUGAGGAGGGCAAGAUUCCCUGGAACGCCGUCUGCGUCGUUGGGCUGAGGGUGUAUGCUCAGGAUCCCGAUGUCACGGUCACGCUGGCGACUCCGAACACUGCGGAGGAGGGUGCUAGUCUUGUUUUGGAUCAGCACGCUGUUGGGGCUACCAUUUGAGGACGUGGAUUGUGAGCCGGGUGGACUUUAUGAGAACAGGUUGGAGACUCUGAAGGAUACAAAAUACCUAGGCUGUAGUCAUGAUGUAAGGCAGAAAAUGAUCUCUUCUCCCG